Podarcis lilfordi (Lilford's wall lizard) is the source of this 21798-nucleotide messenger RNA. NCBI's taxonomy places the organism in Eukaryota, Metazoa, Chordata, Lepidosauria, Squamata, Lacertidae. The record is from the annotation of a GenBank genome assembly.
CGUCACUCUGCACUUUUUGGUAAAAAAAGUCUAUAUGCCAGUUUGGCGCAGGUUGUAGGCAGCUGAGUGCGACUGCCGGGCGCAUGCGCCCCUCGACCCAGGGCUGCGUUCGGCGUUUGUAGGCGCGACCGGCCAGGUGAGUUUGCAAAGAAAGUGGCGGCAAGCGGGGGUGGAGGGUGGGGUGACGACUCCUGUUGCCAUGGAGACAAGGAAACAGGGGUCGGGGUGUUCCGGGGGGGGUGCAGAAACGCGGAAGAAGCGCGUUUCCUGCGAGAGGAGAGGAGGCGGGUCGCUCGCCCUCCGCCUCGCCUCCCCUGCGAGGUUGUUUUGAGGAGAAGCUGGGGGGGCCCAUGGAGGCCACCUGGAGCUCCUCGAAGGAAAGCGGGUGCACGUGUGAAUGAGCAAGUAGGGAUAGAACAAAUAACUAGGCAUGUGCGGGGUUGUGUAGGCGGAAAAAGUGCUUUAUUAAAAAGAACAAGUGGAAGCUCAAGCGUGGUACAAUUGUAAAUAAUUCCCAAAGGUGGCUUGUUACGGUCAGGGCCGGAUUUAGGUUUGAUGAGGCCCUAAGCUACUGAAGGUAAUGCGGCCCUUUAUAUGUCCAGCUGUCCUUUGUCAGCAACAAAUUGUCACUGGUUUUUUUGUGUUGGAUAUAUGCUGUAUGGUAAUUUAUGGACCUAAUAGGUAUCUAAAGCCAUUUGCACAUAACAAAAUAUGUAUUUUUUUUGGAAAUGUGCAUCCAGUUGUUGUUUCCCUUUAAAUUUUUGGGGGGCCCCAAAGAGAGUGGGGCCCUAAGCUAUAGCUUGUUUAGCUUAUAUGUAAAUCGGGCAUUGGUUACGAUUUAUGGUGCUUAACAAAAGCCUUCCAGUGUUUUCGGAGUGCUGUGCCCAUGCAUGCCCCCAAAGUUGAAAAGGGCACUGCUUUCCAUACGGAAGGUCCCAAGUUCAGCUUUUAUGCUGUGAACUGUCCAGAGAUCUUUGAGCGAAGGAUGGUAUGCAGAUUUAAUAAACGUAUAAAGAUAAAUGAAAUCCCCAGCACCUCCAGGAAGAAUCUCCUGGCUGAAACCUUGUGUGGGGCUAAUGGGAGCCCGAAAUGUACAGAAGGGCAUGAUUUUGAAGGGAGGGUUGGUAUCUCAGUUAGUAAGGCAUAACUCUUAAACCGAGGGUCAUGGGCUCAAGUCCCAUGUUGGGAGAAAGAUGGGGCUGGACUAGAUGACCCUCGUGACCCUUUCCAACGCUACGAUUCUAUGGUUCUGUAAUCUGGAGGGAGCCAGGUUGGCAAAGCCCUGGCAUAGAGCGUUGGUCUUUAGCCGGUAGGCCAGGACCCAAUGCCGGGUAAUGGCUUGGUCUGAGGUGAGUUACAGCAGCAGCACUGCCACCAUACAAAUUUAUUUGUUAUCCUUCAGGACGUCUUGAAUUAAUCUUCUGCAUAAGAUUCUGAAGCUGUGACACCAUUGGGGAACACUUAUGGGAUCUCUGAAACGGCUCCCAUUGCAGCUGGACUUUGGAGGUUUAACCCAAGCUGUUUAAAGAUGCCUGAAAUAAAAGUCACUCCCUUGGGUGAGUAACAUAAAUGUUGGCACUUAUGCCAAAAAAUGGAGGGGUGCAUUCUUGGAGUUUAAGGUCCUCAGUCUGCUCAAGUUGAGCUCCAUUUUUAGGAAUGGUAGGUGUACUGACAGUGAUUCUAGGUGGUAUAGGUCAGGCAUGGGUAAUGUGGGUCCCUCCACUAUUCAUCACAUAAGUGUAAAUUUUCUAAAGAGUUCCAUUUCUGAACUACAGAUUGCUGAGUGGCAAUCAACAAAUACGAAAAGGAUCCAGGGGUCGUAGUAGACCAUAAGCUUAACAUGAGUCAACAGUGUGGUGCAGCAGGAUAAAAGCUAGUGCUACUCUAGGCUGCCUCAGCAGACGUGUAGUGUCCUGAUCAGGCAUAGGCAAACUCGGCCUUCCAAGUGUUUUUGGGACUACAACUCCUAUCAUCCCUAGCUAACAGGACCAGUGGUCAGGGAUGGUGGGAGUUGUAGUCCCAAAACAUCUGGAGGGCCGAGUUUGCCUAUGCCAGGUCCUGAUCAAAGGAAGUAAUAGUACCACUCUAUUGUGCCUUGGUCAGCCCACACCUGAAGUAUUGUGUCCAGUUCUGGGCACCACAAUUUAAGAAGGAUAUUCACAAGCUGUAAUGUGUGCAGAUGAGGGCAUUGGGUAUGUUUAGCCUGGUAAAGAGGAGACUGGGAAGAUAUAACCAUCUUCAAAUAUCUCAAGGGCUGUCACACGGAGGCUGUAGCAAGCUUGUUUUUCCUGCUGUGGAGGCCAGGACCCAAAACAAUGGCUUCAAGAUUCAGACUUAUUUGAACGAAGUUCUUGGUGGAUUUGAGCCCAGAAGUCCUGCAUAGGUGGACAUGACCACCAAAGAUGUGCUAUGUGACCUUGCAGGUGCAUCAGCAGAAAUGCAGCACCUCUGUUAAGACUGAAGGCCAUUCAACUCGCAUAUUUUUCUGUUUUGCCUUUUCAGGAGCUGGCCAAGAUGUGGGCCGGAGCUGCAUCCUGGUGUCCAUUGCAGGGAAAAAUGUCAUGUUGGAUUGUGGGAUGCACAUGGGCUAUAAUGACGAUGUAAGUGUGAUGGGCAGGCCUUGGCCUAGGUGGCAGUUUCAGAUUUGACUUGGCAUUGCCCCAAAGUGUACAUGGAGGGUUUAGCUUGGAGUGUGGGAAGGUUGUAGAGCAGGGGUGGUGAGCAGCAGACCCAGGAGCGGCCAGAUGUUGCCCUCCAGGCCUCACUGGUCCUGCUUCACACUCUACCUGAGUGUUUUUCCAUGGGUAGAACCUGCCCUUGAACUCUUGCUUGCCUGGAUGUUAGACAGAGGGGGUCAUGUCAGUGUGUGCAGAAAGUAGCCUAUGGAAGCAAGGAAAAACAUGCAUCGUUUUAUUUUCAUGCCACCUUUCCACCAUUCAAACCAUGCUCCAGGUCCCUUACAACAUGGGAAAAAAUACAUAACUACAACAGAACCAAAGUAAUUCUAAAUAAUAAAUAAAACAUUAAAAAAAUACACAACCAAAGUCAACAAUUUCCACAUACCGUAUUUUUUGCUCCAUAGGACGCACUUUUUCCCCUCCAAAAAUGAAGGGGAAAUGUGUGUGCGUCCUAUGGGGCGAAUGCAGGCUUUCGCUGAAGCCUGGAGAGCGAGAGGGGUCGGUGCGCACCUCUCGCUCGCCAGGCUUCAGGAAGCUAUCCGCAAGCCUUGCAAGCCCGGUGGGAGUUCCCGCGGGCUCACAAGGCUUGCAGGCAGCAGCCUGCAGCCCCGGCGAGUGUCCGCAAGCCUUGCGCGCCCGGCAGGAGGUCCCGCCGAGCGCGCGAGGCUUGGGGCGGCAGCCUGUCGCCCGAAGCACGGGGAGCCUUCCGGAGGGUGCCCCGUGCUUCUUGCAGGUGUUCACAAGGCUUGGGGCGGCAGCCGCGGCGGGGGGGGGGGAAUAAUUUUUUUUAUUCAUUUCCCCCCCCCAAAAAACGAGGUGCGUCCUAUGGGCCGGUGCGCCCUAUAGAACGAAAAAUACGGUAAAUCACAAAGAUCUAAAAUGAAGAUACAAAAAAUACUCAACACCACCCAGCAGCAACACUCCCCCCACAAAACUUCCUAAACUGGAGUCAACCAGGACCCCGCUGUCCCAUGCCAAGUGGAAAAAAGCCUGCAGGACAGGGAGCAGGUAUUCCAGAACUCACAGCCAAAUAAUAUAGGUUGUUGCUGCCUUUUGCAUCUGGCACCCGCCCACCCCUGGCAUGUAGCCCUUGCAAGGUUGCCCAGAAGGGAAUGGGGUCCUUGGACUGAAAAAGGCUCUUAGCCCUGCUAUAGAGAGAGGUAUGAGCAGCAACUGUUUCACAAGAAGAAUUGCUUUCCUUUCCAAACUCUGUAGUCAAAGUAGGAUAGCUCCCUGGAGAUUACUGUUGGGUUGUGGUCUGUACACUCCACUUGGUGACUUCAGGGAGACCACCCCCCCUUAACUUGGAAGGGGUGGCGCAUGCAAGCAAAGAAUUCUCCCUUGCAGCCCCAGACCUUAUUGGCCAAAAACGAACAGUGGGAACUGGAACUUUGCUGAAUGUAACAUGGAAGAACACUUGUUGUGCCUGCAGAAGGUUGCAGAUUUGAAUCCCUGUCCCCUGGUUUGUUUGUUUGGUUUGGUUUGUUUGUUUUUAGGAUCAGGUAAAGGCGAUAUAAAAUAUUGUAGGUGCUGUACAGAGGUGAUUCAUUUAUUUCACAAAACUUCCAUGAUUCUUACCAGAGCAAAAUACUUCUAAGUGAUUUAAAGCAGACACACAAUUAAAGCACAAAGCAGUCCAUGCCUGUAAGCUCACAACCUGCUAUCGACAAUAGAAAAGAAGAGGGAAGAGGAAGGAAGUCAGAUAGUGAAUUACAUCAUCCCCUAGCAGCCCAAGGCCACAGCUGGAAAACAUCAACAAGAAACCAUCUCAGCUGAAAGCAGUUUGGAAUAAAAUGGCUUCUAAAGUGUGUUUUUGAAAGCCAGAACUGAGUAUGGCCAACUCUAUAUCCCUAGGAAAGGAGUUAACACACUUUGGGAGCCACCGCUGAAAAAGCCCUGCCUCUUCUGCUCACCAAUAUAGAAUCAGAGAAUUGGAAGGGACCCUGAGGGUCAUAUAGUGCAACCUCCUUCUGUUUGCUUUUAUACUGUACGUUCCUGUGUUUUUAUAUUGCAAAUUGCCCUGUGGUCUUCAGAUGAAGGGUGGUAUAGAAAUUAAUAAAUAAUAGUGAUAAAUCCUGCAGUGGAGGAAUAUAAAUGAUCUUAGAGUUUAUUGGCCGCUAAGAAUGAACGAAUGAUCUUGGAACCUUCAAGGAGGGUCUCCAAAAUUGAUCUUGAAGUCUGGGUGGGUUCUGAGGCAAGAAGCAAUCUUCGGGUUCUCUGUGCACACAUGGGCACUUCCUGGGCAUGCCAGCUAAGCCCCACCAUUAUGGCACACCAAGUCUCUUUGUGUUUUGCAGAGGCGAUUUCCUGACUUCUCCUACAUCACUCAGAAUGGAAGGCUGACUGACUUCCUGGACUGUGUCAUCAUCAGGUGGGUACCACCUUUGUCUUGUCUAGUGACAUGUACACUGUUAACUUGCUUUGGGCUGCAACACACAAAGCUGUUUCAGGGCAUCAUGAUUCACCUGUUACCAAUGAGUUAGGAGUAUAUAUCCUAUCAAGCUGCACAAUUUGAAGUUUCAGUGAAGGGAAUCCUGAGCAAGGGUUUUGAACCAACUCUCCAUGGUUUGUAAAGGUUGUUAAUUUGAAAAAGCUAAAAUUAAAAGCAUAUAUAUAUAUAUGAAUGAAUGCAAAAUAAGCAUUUACAAUCUUAAGGAGUUGCUGGAAGUGGAAUAGGCCCUGGUUAGUUUUAGGCAUUUUUGGGGGGAGGGGGUUUCAUGUCAACGGGUAAGUUAGGCACCUAAUAAUGUAGUAAGUUAAAUGUAACUUUUAAGACACAUACAAGUAGUUGUACAGUGGUACCUCGGGUUACAGACGCUUCAGGUUACAGAUGCCGCUAACCCAGAAAUAGUACCUUGGGUUAAGAACUUUGCUUCAGGACGAGAACUGAAAUCGCGCUGGUGGUGCGGCAGUAGCGGGAGGCCCCAUUAGCUAAAGUGGUGCUUCAGGUUAAGAACAGUUUCAGGUUAAGAAUGGACCUCCAGAACAAAUUAAGUUCUUAACCCGAGGUACCACUGUAUAUGAAGUUCAGGUUUUUUUAAAAAAAGUUUUGCAAAUACUUCAAAUAGCUGUUGAGGCCCAUUCUCGCUUAGCGGGGAUCAAAAGCCACCUUGAAUUUUGCCCUGUCUCUUUGCAGCCACUUCCAUUUGGACCACUGUGGGGCCCUUCCGUACUUCAGCGAGAUGGUUGGCUACGAUGGGCCCAUUUACAUGACCCACCCAACAAAGGCCAUCUGCCCCAUCCUCCUUGAGGACUUCCGGAAAAUCACCGUGGACAAGAAAGGGGAGACCAACUUCUUCACCUCCCAGAUGAUCAAAGAUUGCAUGAAGAAAGUGGUGGCUGUCCAUCUUCAUCAGACAGUGCAGGUAGGGAGAGCCAGCCUUGGGAGAUGGGGACUCAUGCCUGAUUAUUAUAAUUGUAUUAUUAAUCCUUCUUAUUAAUUACCUGCCCUUCACUCUAAGGUCUCAGAAGUGGGCACAACAAUUAAACCACAAUAUUAAAAGUAGUUUAAAACAACUUAGAGUCGCUGAAGUAAGGUGGGUCCUAAAAAUAGGUUGUCGGGUAAAGGGGCACCAUCAGCAUUUGCAAUGAAGGUGCCAGGCACACCUCUGCGGGGAGGGAGUUCUACAACCUGGGGGCCACCACAGAGAAUGUCCUUUCCUGGGCCCCCAGCUUCAGUUACUUAAGGCAUUUCGUUAGAAAGUUGUGCAAUUAAAAGGUAUCUGGAAAGCUAGUCAGGCUUUUCUUUUAAAAACGUGUUCCAAAGUAGAGAGGUUGCUUGCUGUUGCAUUAUAGAAUUAACACUUUGAAAGACUCAUUGUUAGUACUUCAUCUCAUGAACAUGAGAAGGGAAGUUUUUAAUGACUGAUGCUUUAAUGUAUUUUUAAUCUUUUGUUGGAAGCCGCCCAGAGUUGCUGGGGAAACCCAGCCAGAUGGGUGGGGUAGAAAUAAUAAUAAUAAUAAUAAUAAUAAUAAUAAUAAUAAUAAUUUGUUUGAAGUCUUGUUUAUUCCGUUAUAUUUUACUCCAAGAAGACCCCUUUAUCCUAAAUAGAACCCAAUAAGGCAGGCACGUAUGUACAAAAUAUUUUUUUUAAUGUGAUCCCAUUGAGAUCCCAAGAUGAAAUUUUGCAGGUAGAUCUUAUAUAUUUUUGAAUAAUUUUAAUCAUUUUUAAUCACUUUUUAAAAUUUAAAAUUUUGUAACAAAUUUAAAAUUUAAAGUAAGUCCAUCUUGUGACUUGUGACAUAUUAAAGCCCAUGAAGUUCCGAAGAGAUUGGUGUUUUUAGUUUUGACGUAUCUUGACGCUGGGCUGGGCUGACCUUUUAAGGUUUGCGUGUGGCCAAAAUUGUCAGUUUUCUGAAAUUUCAAACCCUCAUAACUCAAAAACAGGAUGACAUAGAAAGCUAAAAUUUUAGAUUUAAACUUAGUUUUGCCCAUUCAACAAGUGUACAAAAUACUAAGAAAAUUGGAGGGCAUGAGGUAAAAAAGUUGGAUCACUUGAUAUGUAGAAUGACUCCCCCGUAAAAAUGAUACCAAAUGAAAAUGAGCUGCUGAAAAAUUAAACAGCUGUGUUGGCCUGUCGGCAUGAAAAGGUCUUUGAGAGAAGCCUGGAAGUCUAGUGAGAGUGCCUGCUGCAUCUCUGUUGGAAGAGCAUUAUGCAAUAUGGGACCAGUAACACUAAACAUCUGAGUGAUCAAGCUAAGAUAUAAGAACUCAGGUGGGUCCUUAAGAUAUCCUGGGCCCAUAUUGCACAGGACUUUGCAUAUCAUUACAAGAUCUUUGUCGCCUGUGGGCAGCCAGUGCUGAUGUCUUAGCAGAAGUGUCCCCUGCUGUCAACCACCUUCCUCCAUCAGCAGUCUAGCCACUGCAUUCUGCACCCACAGCAGCUUGUCAUUUUACACAGGAAGGAAUGCAUUGUUCCCCCUGGCUCAGCAUUGCCUGCACUGACUGGCAGCGUCUCUCCAAGGAUUUCAGGCAGGAUUGUCUCCUAGUCCUAUCAGGAAAUUCUGUGGAUUGAACCCAGGAUCUUUUGCAGGCAAAGCAGACGUUUUACUGUUGUGCCACAACGCUUGCCCUUUUUUUUAUGCAGGUGGAUGACGAGUUGGAGAUCAAGGCGUAUUACGCAGGGCAUGUGCUUGGGGCAGCCAUGUUCCAGAUUAAAGUCGGCUGUGAGUCCGUCGUUUACACUGUAAGUGCCUGGCUGAAUCUACAUAUACUGUCUUUCUCAGCUGAAUGUGCUCAGUUACUUGUGAUGCACUGAAAAUGUUUCCCCUCGCCUUUCUCAAAUUAGGGUGACUACAACAUGACUCCAGACAGGCAUCUAGGGUAAGUGUGGGAGAACGCCAAGGCACUAAGAUUUGCUCUUUCUCAAAUGACAUUUUAUGACACUCAUUCAUUCCUAUUUGUCCAAGUGGCCGGUGGAGGAGGCUUGGGCAACUUGAUCAGAACCUAAAAAAUUUGGAAAACUGUAGUACAGUUUGUGAUUUGACCUCCAGCGUUCAAAAUUUGAAUGCUUUAAAAUUCUUGACAGUUUUUAAGGUUUUUUUUAAAAAAAUCAACCAUAAAAUAUUGGAGGGCCUUAGAAGAAUUUUGAAGCUCUUCCCACGUAACCUUUCCAUGUUCCAUACGGUAUUUGUGGCCCUUCCCAUUUUAUCCUCCCAACAACCCUGUGAGGUAGACUGAGAGGCAGUGACUGGCUCUAGGUCAUGCCCAGAGAACUUGAUGACUGAGUAGGGAUUUGAACCCUGCUCUCCCAGGUCCUAGUCCAACACUCUUAACCACUACACCACACUGACAAGUAAGUGGUAUAAACGACUAAUAACAACCAGGAUUAGCAGAGCAGGAUUUACAGGGGGUGAGGAGGCAUUUUAUUUGAGUUCUUCACCUGUUGUGUUGCUCUGUCGUGAUGGUGAACCCCGGCUGGAACGCAAGGCCUGUGCUUUGUCCUUAGAGCUGCCUGGAUUGACAAAUGCCGCCCUGACUUGCUCAUUUCCGAGUCCACUUAUGCCACAACCAUUCGAGACUCCAAGCGCUGCAGGGAGAGGGACUUCCUGAAGAAGGUCCACGAAGCCAUCGAACGAGGCGGGAAGGUACGACUAUCAGCCUGCCUAUUGGCUUCUAGGCUCCUCCGAGACACCCUGGCUGAAGUUUUCCAGUUAGCAGAUCAGUCAUAGCAGGCAAACUUCCCCUGAAGGAGACAUUUCCCGUUGUUACCACCUGUAUCCUGUUUGUAAUUCGUUAGCUGCUUUGUUUAGCCAGAGUGACCCAAAGCGACUUAAGAACAACCAAGUCUAAAAACACAGCUACAAGGCAGGAUUGAAAGGCCUCACCCUAUUAAAGGAGCCAUCCUUCAAAUUCAGGGCCAAAAGACCAUGUCCUUGCCAGGUCCCUAAAAUAGAGAAGGUUGUUGCCAGGUGUAUCUCCCUGGGCAAGCAGGGGAUAGUUUGCAGCUGCCAUUUCCCAACUGAACCCUUUGUUUCCUCUCCCAAAGGUCCUUAUCCCCGUAUUUGCUCUCGGACGGGCUCAGGAGCUCUGCAUUUUAUUGGAGACUUUCUGGUAAGGAGACAAGCCUCUUUCACUCUCAUUUAAAAAAUGACUUGCUGCGUCGAUGCCUGAGGGGCUCCUUGCUUGUUGAAGAAUGAAAUCUCUCCCGCCCACCCAAUAUCUCAUUGUCAUCUUUAUGCUCCCUUCUGCCCUUUCCUGGGCUUGUGAGCAAGUUGUGAUCCUGGCAGCAGUACAAAUUACACGUCCCGGUGAGCCAGGAGCAGGGAACCCUUUUCAACCCGAGGUCCACGUUCCCUUCUGUGCAGCUUUCCAGGGGCCACAUGCAAGUGGUGGGUGGGGACAGAGGCAAAACGUGGGCAGAGCAACCAGUACAAAUGUUAACUUCGUACUGUAGGCUUGUUUCUACACACAUUCAAGCCCAGCUCACACCAUCCAGGCAAGCAGGGGGCAUGAUCAGAAUUCAAGGGCACAUUCCAGCCAGGUGUUAAGCAGAGCUAGUUGGGGGGGUGUUCUGCGGUGAGGGGGCAUGGCCUGUGGAGCGUUCCAAGGGCCAGAUAAGAGAGGCCUGGAGGGCCACAUUCAGCCCCCAGCCUUGAUGCCCUCCCCUCUCCACUGUAAGCCAUAGUGAUGGAUUCUCACUCCUUGGAGGUUUUUAAGCAGAGCUUGGACAGCCAUCUGCCAGGGAUUCUUUUAAUUGUGACACCUGCAUUGUAGGGGGUUGGCCUGGAUGACCUUUGGGAAUCCCUUCCAACUCUGCAAUUCUAUGAAUGACUUACGUGAACACAGCACUAGCUCCGUGCUAGUGAGCAAGAGCAAAAAACUACGGUGCUCUGCGUUCCGUCCAAACCAGGGAUUGGAGUUUUUAUCAAACAAAGCAAUUUGCGCUCUGAAACAAGUUGCAAUCUCUGGUUCAGAAAUAACACUAAGCCACAGUUCAUAGCUAUUUGCUCCUGCUCAUCAGCAGGAGAGGAGCACAGCAGCAGUGCCUGUGCAUUCCUGGUAAAUCAUCAAACUGUAGCUUUCGAUCAUGUGCAACCCAGUGUGGUCACAAGUGCUGUUUUCAGCUUCCUGAGAAUGUCAAGUUUUCAGUUGUUGUUUUUAAAGCAAACCAACCUCGAAUCGCUAUCCCUUGUCAUGAUGAAAACAUGCUUCAAAAUGAAUGAGAGUUACAGGCCAAGACUUCAGAAGCCAGAGAGGGUGGCUAAAUGAAUCUUUUUUCACCUCCACCACUGUGAUUUCCUCCCAAGGGAACGAAUGAACUUGAAGGCUCCCAUCUACUUCUCGACGGGGCUGACGGAGAAGGCCAACCACUAUUACAAGCUCUUCAUCACGUGGACCAACCAGAAGAUCCGGAAGACGUUUGUCCAGAGGAACAUGUUUGAGUUCAAGCACAUCAAGGCCUUUGACCGGGCCUUCGCUGACAACCCAGGGCCAAUGGUACAUGUGGAGGGAGGGGCGUGUGUGUGUGUGUGUGUGACGGGGGAUGGGCUCGAUUUAAUCAUUUAAGUAUUUAUACCCUGGCCUUCUAGUGCAAAUACACCUUUCAAGGCUGCUUACAACAGGGCAGUCAACCUUUUUCUGUAGAGAACUGCAUUCUUUUGGAGUAAGCUUUCAGAGGCUGCAGGCAGUGGUAGAAAGAAUCAGAGGAAAAUAGUGGGUUGGCCACUCCUUCUCUCUCACUCUCGCACACAGAUACAUAGCCUGUUCUCUCUCUCUCCCCGACAUGCCAUUUUCUGUUUCCACCCCCUCCUUUUUUCUGCUGAGGUCCACAGCUUGCUCACCUGUGCCUUACACCACCAUGGUACAAUUUCAUAAACAAUGACAUGGGCCUCCCCCUCUCUCUCGCCCCGCUUUUUCUCCCUGCCCCAGUGGUCUGCCAGGAAAGGGUCAGAUAGCCACUUAAAGGGUCAGCAGUGCAUGGCUGGAAGAUGCACUUGUAGGGAGGGAACCGGGCAGGUGACGGUGGGUCAGGGCCAAGUCACUCAGGUUCCAUUUUGACCCUUCCUGAAAAUGCCAUCUUGGAUUAGAUAAGAACCCGGUUUCCCUUUUCUCUUCCUAAGGUUGUGUUUGCCACACCAGGAAUGCUUCAUGCUGGGCAGUCCCUCCAGAUCUUCAAGAAAUGGGCUGGCAACGAGAAGAACAUGGUAUGAAAAUGCUCUUGACGAAUACAGGUCUGCUGCUCCUCGUCAUGGCCGUGGUUUAAGUCUGGAUUCCCAAGCUUUUGAGCGCCACAACCCCCUUGGUUCCAUAAACUAAUGCCCAGUGCUCACUGCCCUAUAAAAAGCAUUAUUCAGAAUAGUGGUGUGCACAACCCACUAGGAAAGGUAGUAGCACAAUAAAAUGUGCAGUUAAUUGCACAUUUAUUCAAAGCCCAAUUAACACUGUUUUGUUUAAUUCAACAUUGAUGCAUUUGACCCAGUGGUACCAGCUUUUCAAAGUCCGAUAGUCAUUGAUACCCCAGCAUUAUAAUAACUCUGCAAUAUCCUUUAGUUUCUUUGAGUGAUGGCAGCCAGAGCUGGACAUGCUCUAUGUUCACUGGAGAAAGUGAUGCAAUCAUUCUUGGUUCCCUAAUGCAUCCUUUUGCCAACCUGGUGCCCUCCAGCCCCAGCCAACACAUUCCAUUAUAGAAUUGCAGCCCAGAACAUCUGGAGGGCACCAGGUUGGCCAGGGCUGCCUGGACACUUGUGCCUGUGCAGUAUCUGUGUGCUUGUGAAGAUGCUUUUCUAAGCGUACACUUCCAACCAAACCUGAAGAGGCAUGUCUAAUAAUCUCAUACAUAAAGUGUCUCCUAGAUGUGGACACCUGCAGGUCUGUACCAGCAGAACACUAAGGUGAUGGAGGAGACUGUAGCACACUAGCCUGCGCAUAGUUGUGUGCAUGCCAUUUUUCGCACACUCCUUCAUGUUUAAAAGAAACAAAACUUUUCUGCUUUUCAGGUAAUUCUGCUCCUGCUCAGAGAGCAGAAUUGAACUUAGUGGACGUGACUCAUUUAGGUCUACUUAGUGGAUAUGACUCGCUUAGGUCUACUAAUUCGAUCUGCUUUCAGUAGGGCUUAGUUUGACACACCCCAAAGCAAUCCUUCUGGUUUGGGUUGUUGUUUUUUUAAGUACCAGAAAUUUGUGAUUUUUCUGGAAUGACAGCUUCCUAAGAGAGAAUUUGUGGGUGGAAAUUUCAGCAAUUCUAAGAACAGACCAGGUGUGUCGUACUCAAAUAUAUUUGCGUAUGAAUUUUAUUGGUAGCCCUUUAGGAAGGACAGAAGUCCUGGUGUGUUCCUUUUUAUAAUUAACUCCUGGAGAGCUGCUGCUGGUCAGUGUAGGUAAUACUGAGCUAGAUGAACCUUAAGUUGGACUUGGUAUAAGGCAGCUUCCUACUUUCCUAGUUGUAAUAAUAAUCAUAGUAAGUUACUGGAGAAUCUGCCUCUCAAGAAGCAUACAGAUACUGUUUAUUAUUUUAUUUUUUACAUUUAUAUACCACUUUGAUCUUCAUGGCUGAGAAGGGAUUUGAACCCUGGUCUCCCAGGUCAUAGCUCGACACUCUAAUCAUUACAUCACACUGGUUGUACUUAGGUACCCCCCCAAAAAAUAACCCCACACCCAUUUUGUCGCUCCUGUAACAAGCACAAUUUCCUUCUGGAUUCUUUCUCCCAGGUAAUCAUGCCAGGAUAUUGUGUGCAAGGAACUGUCGGCCAUAAAAUCUUGGGAGGUCAGCGGAAGCUGGAAAUGGAAGGAAGGCAGAUUGUGAGUGGAAAUGUUUCACAGGAGGGACCUUCCGCUGUGGCAGAUUGGAGCUGCCCCUCCACUUUAAUUGAUUGAAAAGAAAGGGAGGGAGGGAGGAUCUGAGGGGACGUGCAGUAAGAAUACAUUCUGAGGCAGCUGCCUUCAUUCCCUGUACAUGUCUUUCUGGCCUCCAGCUGGAAGUGAAGAUGCAAGUGGAGUACAUGUCCUUCAGUGCCCAUGCGGAUGCCAAGGGCAUCAUGCAGCUCAUCCGCCAAGCGGAGCCGCGGAAUGUCCUCCUGGUCCAUGGGGAGGCGAAGAAGAUGGAGUUCCUGAAGCAAAAGAUUGAGCAGGAAUUCCGUACGUAGCCUUCCCACUGUCUUGUGACCCUUCCCACAGAGGGACCUGGGGCCUUUCCCCAUGCUUGUUCCUUCACCUCCCGAGGUUCUCAUGUGUUCUCUGAACAGCUCCAGAAAAUCCUUUUCCCUCUCUGUCGAAAGAAAGAAAGAACCAUCCAAGGAAUUGCUCUUUGUUAUGGAUUCCUUAGCGGGGAAGUGGUGUGCUUUAGAUGCAUGGCGUGGGCGUGACCUUGGGUUACCUCUCUAGAAAUAAGUGAACACGCAGCAGUUGACUGGCUAUGUUUUCUUGCAGAUGUCACCUGCCACAUGCCUGCCAAUGGGGAGACGGUGACGGUUCACACCAACCCCAACAUCCCUGUGGACGUUUCGCUCGGGCUGUUGAAGAGGGAGCUCACCAUAGGUAAAGUCCUGGGUGCACAACUCAUCUCGAACAUUUUUAAAGAAAUACUAUUUAUUAAACAUAUUUACAAAUCUGUACAGCAGGGUUCAGCCCAAGUACCACAUGUCCUUCUGGGGCAGGGGUGGGGUAAGAGACACAAGUGGGCCUAGCAGCAGAUUUGAACUCUCCCUUUGCGUAGUAGGCUAGCUAGGGUUGCCAUGUGUCCUCUUUUUCCAGGACACGUCCUCUUUUUCAAGGGUAAAAUUUCUGACCGGGUGGAUUUUUUAAAUUUGCCAAAAUGUCUCUGGCUAUACUUUCUGGAUGAGACAUAGACAUAACUGCUGGUUGAAGACUUGCUUUCCUCUUCUCCUGCCUCCCUCAGCAAUAUAUCACAGCUUCUAUAGCCUGUAUAUAGUAGGGGUAUUUAAAAUGAGAGUCGUCAUAGCGUCCUCUUUUAGAUACACCCUCAAAUGCCCUUCUUUAUCCCCCAUCCUGGCAAAAACAAGAGGGUGCAAAGGUGGGUUUGUGAAGGGUGUGGCCUGGAAGGAGCCCAAAGGCCAGUUAAGAGAGGCCUGGAGGGCUGCAUUUGGUCCCUUGACCCAGAGGUUUCUCAUCCCUGCUGUACUGAUACUGGGUUGGGGAGAUACCUACAAGCACUGCUGUUUGUAGGCCUGAUAUGUUUUCAUGUGGCUGCUGGAAGAUGGUUGGGGCCACCACCAAAAGGGCAAAGCCAAAGAAAGCAAAGCCAUGCAGGUGAUCAAGAGAGCCAUUUAUCAAGCCUGCGUAUGUUGGGCUUUCCAUGUUGUGGGUCAGAUAUUUCUAUUCCAUGUACGGUGUUGAGUCAAUGUGUGUCUGGCUUGGGGUAGGGACCUUUGGCCCUACCACGUGUUGUUAAACUACUAAGAGCCCUGCUGGAUCAGGCCAAUGGCCCACCUAGUCCAGCAUUCUGUUCUCAUAGGGGCCAGCCAGAUGCGCAAUGGGAAGCUUGCAAGCUGGACAUGUGGGCAACACCACUCUCCCCUCCUGCAGUUCCCAGCCACUGAUACUUGAAGGCAUAUUGCCUCUGACAAUGGAGGUAGAACAUAGCCAGUGUGGCUGGUUCCACCAGUGGCCUUGUCCUCUGUGAACUUCCCUAAUCCUCUUUCGAAGCCAUCGAAGUUGGUGGUUAUCACUGCCUCCUGCUGAAGAGACUUCCAUAGUUUAACUAUGCCAAGUCCAUUAGUGUGCCCUGAAUUUUCCAAUGUUCCGCUUUGUUGGAUGUCUGAGUUCUAGUGCUAUGAGGGAGGGAGAAGAACUUCCCUCUUCUGGCUUGCUGGAGCCGGGAGUUGUAGUUCAGCAACAUCUGUAGGGCCAAAGUUUCCCCACCCCUCAGCAGAUGGGCCCUAUCCUGCUAGUAAUCCUAGUGUAAUUCAGUUUUACUUGGGUAAGUCCCAUGCUGUCAUCAGAUGUGAAGCUAAUGGACAGAGCGCAAGCAUGAAAAAUAAUAUUGCACUGCAUACAACUCCUUUCUACAAUGCCACACAGGUCCUCUUCUUGAGUUCUGACACCAACCUGUCUCUCUUUUUUCUGUUCCCUGUGGAAGUGCCCAAAUUGCUUAGGCCGCCUCCAUGUAUGUUGAAGGAGACCAUUCCCCUCUGCCCCAGCCUUCCCAGGCAAACCUUUCUCUCUCCUCUUUUGGGUGGUGCUGUAUUUGAGAUACCCAGAGGACUACAGGCAGUUGGUGUUCUUUCAGAACUCAUCUCUACAGUCCAUGAGGACUAGAACCUUACUAUUGAACUACACUGACAUAAUUUUUUUAAUUGAAAUGGCUUGUGUGGUGGGAUUAGAAAGUGCAAGCGCCUGGCCCUCCUUGGUAGUGGAGACAGAGGCACUUGGAGCCAUGCUACUAGCAGUGCCCAGCUAGACCCAUGGCACCAUCUUCUUUUGCUACCAGCUGUAAAUUAAGCUGGUAUCGCUGGCUGAUUGCAGUAACACCCUGUGACAUCUUCUGGGACUAGCAGUUCUUCUGACAUUAGAACCUAGGAAGGAAAAUGUGAUGCUAAAAUUGGACCACUGUGGUAAGAGUGCAGUAAUUUAGCACCUCUGAGUAACACACGCAGAGGCUUUUGAUUGUGGUGUUUGUUUCCUGUUUGCAGAGGGGUGCUGCAGAAUGGGUGGCUGUGGUCCCUUUCCUGUCCCUGUAAAUAAAUGAAUGACUGUAGGGCCUGGUGACGUACACAACAAGGAGUAUCUGGAGGUGGUGGGGGGAAAUUGAAUGGUUGCUGACUGCCUUCCUCUCUUCUGUUUGUUUCCAAUAUCCAGGGCCCUUGCCAGACUCCAAGAGGCCAAAGCUCAUGCAUGGGACCCUGAUCAUCAAGGACAAUGUAAGUGGAGGCAGGUUGGGUGGGUGAAUAGGAUUCCUGGCCGAUAGAAUGGCUUCUGUGGUGGGCUUGGCAGAAAGGUCCCCCAUCUACCCAGAACUCUGCCUAGUAGUCUCCCUCCAUUCUUGGAACCCCUCAAUGGUUUAUGUGGAGGAAAGGCCCUUUUCACAUAUAGGUUACUACCACAUUGUAAACUGGAAAGUUAAAACUGCACUCUUAAGGAGGCUUAGUUGAAAUAAGGUUUAAGAUGCAUUAAAAUCAGUAGUGCUUACUUCCACAAUUAUAUGUUUAGGAUGGGAGCAGUAAUGUGAAGUCUAAAAUGUGCCUGCCCUCUUCAAUAUUUUUAUUUUGGUGCUGCCACUGAGAUCAGGAGGUUUCCCUGUUGUGUAGAAUUCUUCACUGCCACCACCCCAACUGCAGUACAUUGUUAAAUCUGUGCCUUGUGCCUCUCUCUAAAAAGUAAGACAAGCCUGCUGGAUCAGACUGACAGCCCAGGUAGUUCAGCAUGCUGUUCCCUGGCUGUCCAGAUUUCUCAGGAGGAAGCCCAAAAGCAGGUCCUGUGCAUUACUUCUCUCCCUUCCUCCUUCUCUGGGCAGAGCUUCCGCCUGGUCUCUCCCGAACAAGCACUCAAAGAGCUGGGCCUGGCGGAGCACCAGCUGAGGUUCACCUGCCGCAUCCACUUCCAGGACCCCCGCAAAGAGCAUGAGACAGGACUGCGUUUAUACAACCACCUGAAGACGUAGGUACACCAGACUGUGUGCAAAAUGGCUUGAAGGAAUGCGUUGGCUCAAGGCCUGCUUUGUGCUUCCUUGGAAAGGUGGGAGGUGGGGCCACAAGAUAGGGAGGAGCCCUAGUUUGAAUAAAAAAUGGUUGACCGAGCAGUCACAGAAUUGGCUGUAUCUCAUUCAGGACCUCCUGCUUAGUGUGCCUAGUGGAGGAUAGCUUAGCCAACAGCCUCCUGAGGCAGCCUGUUCCCUUUGCUGAGCAGCUCUGUCCAUUGGGCAGUUUUUCCUUCACUGCUGGGCCAAAAUCUUGCUUCCUUGCCAUUUUCAUUAUUUGUUCUAGUCCUGUCCUUGGAUUAGGAACAGAGAAUUCGGACCUCACAGCUAGGAAUGUUGGAAUUCUUACCCUCGAGGGACUAUGUAAUCGGAACAUGCAUUUUGGUUUUGUUAGUUAGGAGAGCAAGCACUGAAUAUUACCAGCCCCCAGCAAAGAAAGAAAAGAAAAAUUGCGCCUUAUUUGUCUAUGUUUGCUGCUGAGCACAGUUUUGUAUACAUCUUCCCAGCCUUGCAGAUUAGGAGCUUGCUUUCUUUGGCAGAAAGGUGAAAACUCACAUUCCCAAAAUUCUGCACUCAGUACUUUAAUCUGUCCAAUGUACCAAGGUUGUAGAUUAGUGCAGACAUGCUGCUUUGAUCUUAGUUUCUAACACGCUUAUUUUUUAAAAAAUCAACUAGUUAAGAUUCUAACCAUCAUUGUUUGUACAGAAGAGGUUACCAAAUAAUUCUAGGCUAUUUGAAAGGUUAAGUAAUAUUUUGCCCCCAAAAUUGUUAGACCAAUCACAAAAUGCAUUUUAGGAUCUGUUUUCCUAGCUGCCAGCUGUCCCAGCAGAGGAAAGGAAGCUGCUUGUGGUGAUAUUCAACAUGUUAUUGUUGUCAUUCUCCCCCCCUCCCCCAGUUUCCUGAAGGACUAUUCUGUUCAACACCUCUCUGACACCUCCAUAAUGGUCGAGUCCAUCCUGAUCCAGGUUACAGUGCAAUCGGAAGAUCCUGCAACUAAACUUCUGCUGGUGUCGUGGACGUAUCAGGUGAGGUUUCUUUUUUACACAUGUUAUCACACUCCUGGCUUUCAGAGUCCCUUGCCCCUUUCCACCUUAGCAAGGGGCUAUAGCAGACCCAGAGACCCUCUAGAUGUUGCUGAGCCCCAGUAAGUGUGGCUAAUGGCCAAAGGGAUGAAGGGAGUUGGAGUAAACAGCAUCUCGAGAGCACCCCUUUGACAAUCCCUGCAGGCUGCAGCCUUUGUAAACAGAAGCUUUCCAGCCCCAGAGGUGUUGACAGACCCUCCUGGAAUUUCCUUAAGCCCAUCUAAACAAAAUGGUUCUGCAACACAGCUGGAGGAAUGCAGGAAGUUAUAGCGGGGCAGUAUUUUUAAUUUAAGGCAAGCGGGCUUCUAGGGCUGGGCGACGGCAGGUUUCUAACAUUGCGAUGUAUCACCAGCCAAACACUGCAAUCUGGCGAUACACUGCAGUGUUGGAACGGAGGAAGGAGCAAGCUGCAUUAGCCCCAGCCCUGUGAGGUGUGGGGUGAAACCGCUGCUGCUCUUGCUGAGCAGGCUGAGGCAGUUUCACCUCAGCACCUUGUGGGGCCAGGAACAAGGCAGUUUGCUUCUCCCUCUGUUAAACUCCUCCACUGAGGUGUGGGCAGCUGCACGCCCCUCAGCAGAUUAGGCCUGGGCGAUACAUCACUGAGUAUAAGGGACCAACAGCAAUGGCAGUUUCACUAGUGAUAUACCGCCAAGUGAAACCACCAUCCCACUCUGCCCUCAUAGGUGCAGAGAGAGAAACAAGCUUCAUCGGCAAAGUGUGAUACAGCAUGUUCCUCCCUCACUUCUUUAAACUGCUUGGCUGAGGAGUAUGCCACUGUCCUCGCCUCGGCCAAGUAAUUUUAACCAAGCCUGCCUUGUACGCAAGCAGGAGUGGGAUCGCGGCUGGGGAGGUGCAGGCUCCAUUCUUCUCCAUUGAGAAGAACUUCUCAACGGAGAAGUUUAAAAGAGCCUGCAUCCCGCCGCGUGGGGGCUCCUUGCUUCCACCCCACAAGGAAAAGGCUGUGUGCCUGGCUGCCGCCACCUGGUUCAUGGGGGAUAGGAGGAGCCAGCAAGGUAGCUUACCCAUCCCUCACGCCUGCAGAAGGAGCCUCAAGGCCCCUGCCAGCAUUUGGGCUUGCUCAGCUGGGGGAUAGGAGCCUUUUUGCCCCCCAGCUAAGCAGCAGGCUCAGACCAGCUGCAUUGGCCCUGGCCUGCAAAAGUGAAAGCUAAAGCAGUUUCACUCUGGCAGGGGGCAAUACAGCUUGUUUCAACAUUGUGGUUUAUCGCCAACCAUGGUGAUACAUCAUGAUGUUGAAAACCUGUCGCCCAGCCCCUACAGCAGAGCAGCAGGUCUCCUUAAACCACCUGCCUCUCAAGGCAAUUUGAGCUGGCGAUACAUUGCGGCUCCCCCACCCAUUGCCAACACAGGGCACCUCACUCCCAUCUGCCUGCAAGCAGACAGGAGUGAGUUGCAUUGUGCUGGGAGCUGUGAUGUAUUUGCCAGCUCAAAAAGUCUGAAAGUGGUAUCGUGGUGUGAAUGUACAGCCUUAGCUUCUACUAACCAAAAAAUAUGGAUUUUGGUUGCAGGAUGAAGAAAUGGGUAGCUACGUGACCUCCCUGCUGAAAAAGGCGCUGCCUCAAAUCACGGCAUGAGUCUCCAGGAGCUAAAACCCUGGAACAUGUAAAGAACAAUGUAAAUACUUAAGUCUGUGUGUGUUUUUAACAAAUUAAAACGCAAGGAGUUUUAGUAUUUAAUAUUAGUGGCCUUUAUUGUCACAGGUGGCAUCUGCAGUAACAACUCCAAGUAGUAGGCUUUUUUAAAAAAUCCAAAAAUAGGUAGUAGUCCCUUCACAGUGAAUGCAAACUGUGUGUUUUUUCUAAAGGAGGCCAGUUUACCAGGAUUGUUAGCUCCACACCCAACCCAAGUCAUCUCACCUGGGCGAUACCUGGUUUUCAACAUCGUGAUACAUCAGCCGCUAAAGACCACGAUAUUCUGAUAUACCACAAUGUCUGGAAUGUAUCUCAGCUAUUUCCUCCUCCCCACCUUAGGGGAGGAAGCAGCAGCCGAGAUACAUGUCCUAGCAGGGGCUUCCUUAAACUGAUCAACUGGGGGGGGGGGACCUGGAUGUCUCUCCAAUGCGCAAGCAGGAGAAGCAUUGGUGCUCACUCAUCUGGGGAGCUUCUCCUCCAAGCUGAGUAGUUCAAGGAAGCCGCAAUGCAAAGGCUCCUGCAGACUGCUGCUUUCCUCCCAGGGCAGUCAUUGCUCCAGGAGGAAAGAUGCAUCCUGCCCAGAGGUGAAGGCAAUUUGAGUUGCCAAUACAUAAUGGCUCCCCAGCUAACACCAGGACAGCACAAGGAAGUGAGCUGGCAGCAGCCGGGGAGCCUGAUGUACUGGCAGCUCAAAAAGUCUGACACCGGUAUCACAAUGUGAAUGCCAUACUGGUCUCAGGUAAUGAAUCACACAGCAUCGUCCAGGCUACUCACCUUCGGAUUCAUUUCUGUGAGUUCUUGCCUUGUGAUGGGGAAGGAGGGAGUGCCGUUUGAUGGUAGAGCACCUCCUUCACGGGCAGAGAAGGCGGCAUCUUCUGUCGCAGGCAUCUCCCACUUUAAGGAAAAAGGAUCAGGGGCACCAUAGCAGUCUGCCCAGUCAGGCCAGUGCCCAUCAGAGCCUGGCAGUCUGUUCUCACAGUGGCCAACUAGCUGCCUUUUCUGAGAAGCCCACAAGAAGGAUUCAAGACUAUGGAGGAAGAUGUUCGCAGGCAGGUGGGGGCUGGCUGAGAGAAAACUGAGCUGUGUGUGUCAGUUCCUCAUUUCAACCUAAUGGAUCAUGAUGCCUUCACCAGUUUAAUGUCUGGUCUAUAUUAAAAACAGAAGUGGGUACAUAUGCCCAUGUUCAAAAGCAAACACACCCAACUCCAAGCCCUGUCCAUCCAAAGGAAGCGUAAAAAAGUGUGUCUUCCUUUUUCAUUUUGCAAAGCCAUGGUAGAGGAGCAAGAUGGGUGUGGGGGCACUUUGGCCCUCCAGAUAUUGCCAAACGACACCUCUCCUGCCCAUCCCUGCUUCAUUGGUCAGGGCUUGCUAGAUGCAGUUGAGAAACAGCCAGGGCGGGGGUGGCACAGGAUCCCCAUUCCAAGGCAAGACCCAUACUCAGCUGCAGCCAAAGCAGCCUGGCCUUUGCAAUUUUAGUCAACAUUGCUGACCCACUUGGAAGCAUAUCAUCACAGCCGAAAGGACUAGAAACGUGCCUUUUUGAAAAUAUAAAAUCACGGGGCAUGUAUUCUGCAUCUGGUAUCACAUUAUGUGCUCCUGCAGAAACAUGGCACUACUAAUAAUCUCUCUCAGGGGUCUUGGGUGGGUGGCAGAAAGAGAAAAUCUAGGUGGCCACUGGGAAAUGUGGUCCCUGCAGCCUCUCUCAAAAAACUUAAGGAUACAUAACGCUAACCCCUCCUGCACAAAGCCCUCUACAGUUUCAGUUAAAGUUCCUUGGGUUUCUCACCGAUAUCAUCUGAACCUGCUGCCUCCUUUCCCCCCGCCUUGGUCUGGCAAUGCGUAGGUUGGCGGGUGCCCAAGCGUUGCCUCGACGACCACAGAUGGUGUAGACUUUUGUGGCCCUGGUCCUGAAGGGAAGUCUCCAGCGGCACCACCUGCUGGCUGAGGUGAAGUAGUACAAGAUGGGGUUCAGGCAGCAGUUGAAGCUGACCGAGGCCAGAGUGAUGCGGCGCAUCCUGUAUAUGACAACGGCAAAGCGGCAGUCCCGGAUCAGCCCAGCCCGCAUGAGGAAGUGCAGCAGGUGGGUGAGGUGGUAUGGGAGGAAGCAGGUAGCGCAGAUGAAGAGGAUGAGGUAGAUGGUGCCCAGGGCCUUCCUCUUGCGGGCGCUGCGGGGGAUGCGAGAGAUGCGCCGGGCGAUCAGAGGGUAGCUGAUCAGGAUGACCCCAAAAGGGACCACAAAGCCAAAUAUCAGCGCGCAGACGUUGUAGGGCAUCAUGCGCCCGGUCCACUCCUCCAGC